AUGUCCUACCAAGGUCAGCGAUGCACUGGAUGCAUCACUGGCUCAACGGACCGACAGCAGCAUAAGCUGGGCUCUAAAUUCUGCGCCUUGUUUUACAACCGAGACAAUUCGAUCCUCGAAGGGCAAGAAGGACUCAACUUGCAAAAUGCGGCGACGAGCGAUCAUGCGAGCACCACCAACAUGGAGUACAACGAUGAGCUAGAUGCGGAUGGUGAAACUGACGAUGAGUAUGAGCGAUCUGCAGAUGGCGGCUAUGUCAAGAAACAUCAGCCCCGGCCUGGUAGGCUGGAAGACGGCCAAGAAAGCGUGGCCAGCGACUAUGAUAGCGAGCGGGACGCCGACGGCGAGACGGACGAUGAGGACGCACGACCUAACAGCCGAGCUGAGACCAGCUCAGGAAUGCUAUCCACUCAAUCUGAGCAUUUCAACGCGGAUCAAGAGAGUGACCGGCUAGCGUGGGCAUCUUACGGUCGAGAUAGUAAGGUGCUUCGUGAAGCAGCGGCAAAUGGGAUACCAGGAGCCAUCGAACGCCACGAGGAGAUCAAGAAGAAGAGAAGAGAAGAUCAAGCAGACAAAUGGGCAAAUACACAGCAGAGGGCUGAGACUGGAGACCAAAUGGCCAAGGACGCUAUAGAGAGUAGGAAACGGGCACAAAAGGUGCGGGAUGCAAGGCGUGACAAGGAGCGGAAAAAUGCAAGAAGUAGGGAACGGAAUCAAAAACGCAAGAAGUAG
Molecule: messenger RNA, 732 nt
Organism: Saxophila tyrrhenica
Lineage: Eukaryota; Fungi; Ascomycota; Dothideomycetes; Mycosphaerellales; Extremaceae
Exons: 2
Coding region: 1-732 (243 amino acids)
Source: RefSeq, a predicted model, not a curated record